GCCACUAGUGGAGAAAAUCAGCCUCAUCUAUAGAUAUUCCUUCUAGAUUAUAGAAUCUGCCCAAUUCGACUCGUUCAAUCUGUAUAAAUAUACGGAAAUAACAUGAGCAGCAUUAGAAUCUGAUAUAAGUGGUUCAUUACGUGAAAACACUAACAAUAACUGCGUCAAAAAUGUGCACUCAGUAUUCAGACCAUCAUCAAUGAACAAUGAUCUACUUAGCAGUUUUGUCAAACGACUCGUAGAUUUUAUUUUGACAGUGACUAUGUGAUGUGAAUUGUGCGAAAAUGGAAAAAUUCCUUGCAGUUGUUAUUCUGUUGUGGCAGCACGUGAACUGUCAGGCAACACCUAUUAGUAUUUAUGUGCCAAAUCAUAUGGUUCCUCUACCUGAAGGCAUCAACAAUAAUUUAAGAAACGAAGGACUUAUUUUAGGCAAUUGUAAAGUAGUUAUCAACGACAUUUGUCCUGAUCCAGAUAUAAAAUUCUUCCUGUAUACAAAGAGCAAUCCCAAAGUUCCUGAAGGAGUUAGAAUAGGUUCAGAUCCUCAUGUUUCCAAUUUAACAUCAACUUCGUUCAAUCCCAAAAAUCCGGUGAAAAUAAUAAUACAUGGAUAUAACUCGGAUAUGUAUCUGAAUGUUCUAGUAGAAAUAAAAGAUCAAUACCUGAAAACUAACGAUUAUAAUAUUUUUGCUAUCGAUUGGUCACCCUUAUGCCAAUCUCCUUGCUAUAUUGCUGCUCUGUGGAAUUUGAAGCAUGUUGGAGCUUGUGCUAGCCAGUUAGUGGAGAGAAUCAGGGAAUUUGGAGUUGAGGAUAUUCACGUUAUUGGGUUCAGUUUAGGAGCUCACGUUCCAUCUCAUCUGGCCAACGCUCUUCUACCUUACAAGCUGCCGAGGGUAACCGGUUUAGACCCAGCUGGUCCAGGUUUCAUAACAGCAAGCAAGGAGAACAAGCUGGAUAAAGAGGAUGCGAAGUUCGUAGAUGUCAUCCACACCAACUGUUUUAUACAGGGCCUUGUUGAAGAGCUUGGUCACGUGGAUUUCUAUCUUAACGGUGGCAUUAUACAGCCUGGUUGUUGGGCUGAAUCAAGAUUCUUUGCCUGUAAUCACCAUAGAGCACCCUUAUACUUCGCCGAAUCCAUCAAUACCCAACUUGGAUUUUGGGGCUGGCCUUGUCCUUCCUAUUUCCAGUACAUCCUUGGCAACUGCCCACCGAAGGAUCCUCAGAUCAUAAUGGGUGAACAUGUUAACGCUACAUCAACAGGAGUUCAUCUAGUGAUCACUGAAUCUGUUGCUCCUUUCGCCAUUGGAAAAUACACCGGCCCUGCCAUAGAGAUUUACCUGAGAGCCAAUGCUCAGCGCAAGGAUGUUUUGAAGAAGUACAAACGGACCAUCGAAGAUUUUCUGCAGGAGGAAUCUUAUUCACCUAUCGUUUACAAUAGGACUUAUUUGAAGGAGCAGUUGUAUGAGAAGUUUGCUGAUGAGAUUAUGCCAGAAGUGUUUAUGCUUUGAUGUUUGGUGCACGUAAACGAAUAGAGUGCUAGAACUAUGAGUGAAAAAUGAAGUUAAACUUUUUCGGAAUGAUAGAUAGAGAUGCCCCAUUAUGUAAAUAUUUCUUAUAAUUUAUGAACUACGUGUCAGAUAUAUUGAGUAUUACAAUAUAUUUUUUUUAUUGUUGGAAGUUA
Molecule: messenger RNA, 1678 nt
Organism: Harmonia axyridis
Lineage: Eukaryota; Metazoa; Arthropoda; Insecta; Coleoptera; Coccinellidae
Product: lipase member H-A-like
Exons: 6
Coding region: 285-1505 (406 amino acids)
Biological process (GO): lipid metabolic process
Molecular function (GO): lipase activity
Source: RefSeq, a predicted model, not a curated record